AUGACAGCUGUUCCUGGUGGUGGUGCUCCUUCUGCUAUGACUGCUGUAGCAGCUCCUCCUGGUGGAGCGUCCACAAUGACAGCUAUGAAACCUGCUUCGACAAUGACUGCCCUGGGAGGAGUCCCAGCUGGAGCCUCAACAAUGACAGCUGUUCCUGGUGGUGGUGCUCCUUCUGCUAUGACUGCCCUUGCAGCUCCUCCCGGAGGAGCCUCGACCAUGACAGCUCUGAAACCUGCUUCAACAAUGACCGCCCUAGGAGGAGUACCUGCAGGAGCGUCAACAAUGACAGCAGUCCCUGGCGCAGGCGCCCCUUCUGCCAUGACUGCUGUAGCGGCUCCUCCUGGUGCA
Molecule: messenger RNA, 348 nt
Organism: Cooperia oncophora
Lineage: Eukaryota; Metazoa; Nematoda; Chromadorea; Rhabditida; Trichostrongylidae
Source: the annotation of a GenBank genome assembly